AUGUCGUUAGGAGAUACAGAAGGCCCAGUUGAUAUCAACCUGCCGAACCUCCAGCUUGGCGACGCGAAGGAACAACUUGCAUUGCUCUUCACACCUGCGAACAGACCUCGUAUCCGCUCAAUCAACGUUGGACUUGCCGCGUACGGAGCACCUACGCUUCUAGCCCCUUUCUUGACAGGAGACUUUCCACGACUUCAAACUCUUACUGUCGACUGCCGGGAGCCACAGUGGUACGAGGUUGACCAGGAGGAUGCGGAUCUUCACUCUAGUACUGUCACGGUCAGGAGGCUCGAGAUACAGCACGCUCCUGAAUUGACUCGUGCCGUCUUGAACAACUGUCUGCUCCCAUGGACUGCAAACGUGUUCUCGCAGCUCACACACCUUGAGAUACGCGUCAACGGAGGAGACAACUUCAUCGCGGAUGAUCUGCUUCCGACGCACCAGCAGCUGCAGACGGUCAUCACAUCCAUGGUCGCACUCGAAGAGCUGUACUUGGACAUCUUCCCGGAGUACGACGACGUGAACCAAGAGCAACCGCCCAUCGCACUCUCUCCCAGCUGUCAACAGAUCACUCUGCGUGGUCGUGAUGCAUUCCUCAACCGCCAUUGCUAUCGACUCGCCGCCUCGCUCGUCGUUCCGCCCCACGCGAAGCUCAUCGUCAAGCAGGCCAGCACAGACGACGCAGACCUCAUCGUCAAUCACUUCGCUGGACCUCAGCAUCCUCCGCAGGCUCUGAGUCUUCGUACCGGCCUUGAUCUCGAACAUACUUCGAUGGGGGAAGUGAUCAUACCCUUCGAUCCCGCCCUGUGGCUCGCGACGCCCGCGAACCUCCUCACUGCUACACCUGGCGGCCACAUCUCUCUCCAGUUCUUGUUCGAUUUCGGAGAGGACGGUGAAGGAGAAGACGAAGAGAACUGCUACAACAGCCUGUUUCGAGCACUGUCGCGGAUAGACUACGGGCAGCUGAGAGUCGUACGUAUUGCGGGGCUCAGGGAGGAGCAGGAUAUCGAGCGACUCUUGUUUGGCGGAGAGAACGAUGGAGACCUUGAGGAGGUCAACGUGCUGUCGGGAGCAGCCAAUCUCGACGUGCUCGUCGCAACGUUCGACGAUGAUGAUCUUGGUCAACAGUUCCUGGACGUGGUGGCAGCUCCGGGGCAACCUAUGUUUCCUCUGCUUCAGACCGUCCAUCAGUAG
Peniophora sp. CBMAI 1063 is the source of this 1194-nucleotide messenger RNA. The record is from the annotation of a GenBank genome assembly. NCBI's taxonomy places the organism in Eukaryota, Fungi, Basidiomycota, Agaricomycetes, Russulales, Peniophoraceae.